Messenger RNA from Penicillium salamii, 915 nucleotides. Lineage: Eukaryota; Fungi; Ascomycota; Eurotiomycetes; Eurotiales; Aspergillaceae. The record is from the annotation of a GenBank genome assembly.
AUGGCGCAUCUCCAAGCAUCUAAUCUCUUCUCUGUCCAGGACCGAGUGAUUGUGAUCACCGGAGGCGGGAGUGGUCUUGGCCGCAUCAUGGCCAAAGCACUGGACGCCAACAACGUGGACAAAAUAUUCGUACUCGGUCGACGCCAAGACGCUCUUCAAGAAACUGCCUCGCAAACCGUACACAAAUCCGUCAUCCCAAUCCAAUGCGACGUCACUUCCAAAGAGUCUCUUGAGGCUGCCUACCAGGCCGUCGCGGCACAGACAACGCACGUGGACCUUCUCAUUGCCAACAGUGGUAUCCUGGGCCCUCACAUGAAACCACCACAGCGUGCAGCAGAUGGAUCACUCCCGCCCCUUUCGAAAAUACGGGAUGAACUCUUCAACGUUCCAAUGGAAGAGUUCACCAACGUUCUCAAUGUCAACGUCACAGGCGCAUACUAUACAUUCCUGGCAUUUUUGCCCUUGCUGGAGGCAGCAAAUAAGAGACGGCCCGCGCCGCAGCCGGGUGUUCUUUCUCCGCCCACCGCACAGGUGAUCAUCACCAGCUCGAUCGCUGGAUAUAAUCGGAAAGUGCCAUUCAGCUUCGCGUAUAACUCUUCCAAGGUUGCGACGACCCAUUUGGUCAAGAUGCUGUCGACAAAUUUCUCCGAUUACGAUAUUCGGGUCAAUGGAAUUGCGCCCGGUCUUUACCUCUCGGAGAUGUCGGCCGACUUGUUCAAUGACACUGGGAUUGAUGGCCAGGGAGUUUCUGAGGGCUCUUUCCCACGAGAGAUGAUUCCUGCCACUCGAGGUGGCAGCGAGGAAGACAUGGCGGGGCUGAUUAUUUGGCUCGCUAGCAACUCGGGUGGCUAUAUCAAUGGUAAUAUUGUAAUCACCGACGGUGGCCGCGUUUCGGUCGUGCCAGCAGUCUACUAA